GCAGAUAGAUGAUGUGAAGGAGCUGCUGGCUGCCCUCCUCCCCAUUCAUUGCAAGCCCUCCAUCCAGCCCGCAGCAUGAGGAGGAUCAGGGCUAAUGCCAUAGCCAUUCUGACGGUAGCCUGGAUCCUGGGCACCUUCUAUUACCUAUGGCAGGACAGCAAGCCCCGGCCAGCAGCGGCCAGCAGGUUUCCAGGCAGGAGUCGCCCAGCCGGGAGGCAGGAUGUGCACAGAGAGGACCGGAGCAGCACCGAUGCUGUGAUCUCAACCUUCCAGACUGAGAAGGGGAAGAUAAAUGGUUUUGAUGAGAAGGCCUACCUGUCCUCGAAGUUUCUUAAGGCUGGAGAAGAUCCAUACCGUCAGCACGCCUUCAAUCAGCUGGAGAGCGACAAACUCAGCAGCGACCGGCCGAUCCGAGACACGAGACAUUACCGAUGUACCUCUGUGCACUAUAACUCGGAUCUACCUCCAACCAGCGUCAUCAUUACCUUUCAUAACGAGGCUCGCUCAACCUUACUGCGGACCAUAAAGAGUGUUUUAAUUCGAAGUCCUCCCAGUUUAAUACAGGAGAUCAUCUUGGUGGAUGACUUCAGUGCAGAUCCCGAUGACUGCCAGCUCCUCACGAAAAUCCCAAAGGUUAAAUGUAUAAGGAACAGCCGGAGAGAAGGACUCAUACGUUCGAGGGUUAGAGGAGCAGAUAUAGCCACGGCUCCCAUCCUCACUUUCCUAGACAGCCAUUGCGAGGUGAACACUGAAUGGCUUCAGCCUUUGCUUCAGAGAGUUAAGGAGGAUCGCACUAGGGUGGUGAGUCCCAUCAUCGAUGUCAUCAGCCUUGACAACUUUGCUUACCUGGCCGCGUCUGCAGAUCUCCGGGGUGGGUUUGACUGGAGCCUCCAUUUUAAGUGGGAGCAAAUUCCCAUUGAGCAGAAAAUGUCCCGCACUGAUCCAACGGUCUCUAUAAGGACUCCUGUCAUUGCUGGGGGUAUCUUUGUCAUCGACAAGUCCUGGUUCAACCACCUAGGAAGAUACGACACCCAGAUGGACAUCUGGGGAGGGGAGAAUUUUGAGCUGUCUUUCCGCGUGUGGAUGUGUUCUGGCAGCUUGGAGAUCGUGCCCUGCAGCCGCGUCGGUCACGUCUUCAGAAAACGUCACCCCUACGACUUCCCUGAUGGAAAUGCACUGACCUACAUCAAAAACACCAAACGCGCAGCUGAAGUGUGGAUGGAUGAGUAUAAACAGUACUAUUACCAAGCUCGACCAUCUGCCAUUGGGAAGUCCUAUGGGAGUGUGUCCGAGAGGGUGGAUUUGCGCAAACAAUUGAAUUGCAAGUCUUUCCAGUGGUACCUGCAGAAUGUCUAUCCUGAGCUAAAAAUUCCAGAGAAGGAAGCUGUUACAAGGAUCAUAAAGCAGGGAAGCAGCUGCUUGGAGUCUCGGGGAGAGGAUGCGGGGAAUGUCCUGGUCGGUUUAGGAGUCUGCAAGGGAACCGCAAAAAAUACACCCGCUACACAGGAAUGGGUUCUCAGCGAAUCCUUAAUCCGUCAGCAAGAUAAGUGUCUCUCGAUCACCUCAUUCUCAACAGAAGCCCACGUUAUGCUUGAACCUUGCAACCAGAAGGACAGCAGACAGAAAUGGAAAUUAAAAGGAUACUUUCUCCAGCAUGUGGGCAGCGGACUCUGUCUGGAUACCGAUCCCCCUAGAGUUCUCAUGAACUCGUGUCAGUCUGAUUUGCCAAGCCAGCAGUGGGAGUUGCUUCAGGUGACCUGAGCCAACAUCUUCCCAUCUUCUGCAUGAACUUGUUUGAGCAGAGAUCUUGGAAGAAUUCUUGAAGACCCCAGGUUUACGUCAUCCUACUAUGAGACCAAAUGCAGGUGCUGAGCCUGUAACGUGUCCUACAGGCACUGUCACCCCUACUCAGACGACAUUUGUCUACAAGCUGCCCUUCUGUGUGAGCGUUGGAAGCCAUGGGACCAAUACUUGACUCGUUUUGGUGUAAUACAUCUACCUUCUCCUCUACUGAGGAUCACAAACUGGAGAGCCUCUAACACAACACGUGACCUGCAUUAAGUUUUUUACCUGCAAGGAAACUGUCCUAGUAAAGUAUGGAUCUCAUGAGGUUACUCGAUCAUGGGAUGUCUGGAUAAAUGAUAUUUACAGACUCGCUGGAUGUCUCAUUCCUGUUUGAUUGUGAUAUUAGCCGUUUCUUAGUAUUGGCCACUUUUCAGACUUUUGCUAGCCAGCAAGGAUCAUUCGUAUGUAUCUGGCUCUAAUAUCUUGCAUUCUC
This is a messenger RNA of Spea bombifrons (plains spadefoot toad), 2278 nucleotides long. RefSeq names its product polypeptide N-acetylgalactosaminyltransferase 16 (gene GALNT16). NCBI's taxonomy places the organism in Eukaryota, Metazoa, Chordata, Amphibia, Anura, Pelobatidae. The record is from RefSeq and is a predicted model, not a curated record. Gene Ontology annotation, cellular component: Golgi apparatus. The transcript is spliced from 15 exons. The coding region runs from base 76 to 1761 and encodes 561 amino acids.